AAGCCACCUUGACGCGAAUGAGCAACUGGAAACAGCUGAUUUUCGUAACCUUAUCAGUAAUUUUGCAAAAUACAAACUGUUAAAGAUGUCCAUUCGCGAAAUAAUUAGUUCAGUGGACCCGGAAAAGGUUUUAAUGCCAGAAUUAGAAAACCAUUUUCGUGACGAUUCGUACUUACGUCCUUACGAAAGAGAGUUGAAACGAAGGUAUGGGUGUUUCACCAAGGUGAUGAAAAUGAUGGAAGACCAUGAAGGUGGCUUGGAUAGGUUCACAAAAGGCUACGAGUAUUUUGGCCAUCACGUAACCCCAGAGAAUGGUGUGAUUUGGCGAGAAUGGGCGCCAGAAGCAGAGGGAUUAUUCUUGCGUGGUGAUUUCAAUAAUUGGGAAAGAGUCACUCAUCCAUUUAAAAAGCUUGAGCAUGGGAAGUGGGAGUUGUAUCUACCACCCAAUGCAGAUGGAACAUGCCCUCUAGCCCAUCAAAGCAGUCUGAAGGUGGUGGUCGUGACAAAGCAUGGAGAGCUCGGGGACAGGAACUCGCCCUGGGCCACUUAUCUCAAGCAUCCAGACAACAACUUCCAGUACCACAUGGUGUUCUGGAAUCCGCCACAGAAGUACGUGUUCAAGCACCCUCACCCGGCGAGGCCCGACAACAUGCGCAUCUACGAGUGUCACGUCGGCAUCGCCUCGUCUGAGGGCAAGGUUGCUGACUACAAGAACUUCCAGCACAACGUCCUCCCUAAGAUCAAGGAACUCGGUUACAACACGAUACAAAUCAUGGCCAUCAUGGAGCAUGCCUACUAUGCCAGCUUUGGCUACCAGAUCACGGGAUUCUACGCAGAGUCAAGUCGCUUCGGCACGCCGGAGGAGCUGAAGGAGAUGAUCGACGCCGCUCACGGCAUGGGCAUCUUUGUCAUGCUGGACAUCGUGCACAGCCACGCGUCGAAGAACGUGCUCGACGGUCUCAACCAGUUCGACGGCUCCAACACGUGCUUCUUCCACGACGGGCCGCGCGGCGUGCACGACCUGUGGGACAGCCGCUGCUUCGAUUACGCUCAGUGGGAAGUGAUGAGGUUCUUGCUCUCCAACCUGCGCUGGUGGGUCGAGGAGUACUACUUUGACGGAUUUCGUUUCGAUGGUGUCACCUCCAUGCUCUAUCAUUCUAAAGGCAUCGCUCACGGAUUCUCGGGGCACUACGACGAAUACUUUGGCAUGGUGACGGACACGGAGUCGGUGCUCUAUAUGUCCAUUGCUAACUACAUGCUGCACAAGUACUACCCGUUCAUGGUCACCGUCGCAGAGGAUGUUUCCGGAAUGCCUGGCAUGUGUAGGCGGGUGGAGGAGGGAGGACAGGGAUUUGACUACAGGCUGGGCAUGUCCAUCCCAGAUAUGUGGAUCAAGAUUCUGAAAGAGAUGAAGGACGACGACUGGAACAUGUCACAGAUCACGCACACGCUCACCAACAGGCGUUACAGCGAGCGCACGAUUGCCUACGUGGAGAGUCACGACCAGGCGCUGGUCGGAGACAAGACGGUCGCCUUCUGGCUGAUGGACAAGGAGAUGUACACGAACAUGAGCGUGACGUCUGAACGCACUGUGAUCAUCGAUCGCGGCCUAGCCCUGCACAAGAUGCUCCGCCUCAUCACACACUCACUCGGAGGAGAAGCCUAUCUUAACUUCAUAGGCAAUGAGUUUGGACAUCCGGAGUGGCUGGAUUUCCCACGCGCGGGCAACAACUCUAGCUACCACUACGCACGCAGGCAGUUCCACCUGCCAGCAGACAACAAUCUACGCUACAAGUCGCUCAACAGAUUCGAUCGAGACAUGAACCUGACAGAGGAGAAAUACCGCUGGCUCAUCUUCAAGCACCAAUACAUCAGCUGUCACCAUGAGGGUGACAAGGUGAUUGUCUAUGACAAGCAAUCCAAGCACGGGGCGCUGGUGUUUGUCUUCAACUUCCACCCGACGGAGAGCUACGCCGACUACCGCAUCGGCGUGGAGCAGCCUGGGAAGUAUAAGAUCGUGCUGGACACGGACGCGAGAGAGUACGAAGGUCAUGGCCGACUCGACCACAGCGUCGACUUCUUCACCUACCCGGAGAACUGGAGCGGUCGCAUGCACAGCAUGAAGGUGUACAUUCCCAGCCGGGUUGGCAUCGUGCUGGCAAAGUGUGACUGAUUUCUGCGAACGUCUGGCCAUUGGAAGAACGAAUAUACGUCGUAGUAGACCUUUCCUUUGAGAGUGGGUUACCUACUAGUUGAAAACCUUAGGUAUUUCACGCGAAACUUAUAUGUGACAUUAAACAUGAUCUAGGUUUCUUUAGGCUCAAAAAACCUCACUGCUCACGCUGUUUGCUUCAUCACCUGAUAUCUGGAACCAAUCAGAUUGGCUCUACAUACUUUUCUACUUGGCCAUAUAUCGUCAAGUACAGUGUGGUUAGGCAAAGCUCAGAGGGAAUGGUCCAGUCUAACUUGGGAAUCCCAUGCUGUUCUAUUCAUGUGGACCAGCACCUUAUUUACAUUUAGAUGCAUUCCAUAGAUUUUGGCAAAACCUGCUUUUAAUGAAGUUGUAAACUGGACGGUUCGAACGUUUAGCAUUAGCAUUAGCAUUAGCAUUGUUAGCUUGUGUGUUACUUUUUAGUUUUUGUAGUCUUAUUUAUGUUUGCUGGAGGUUAUUAAGAUUGUAACUUGUUAUGAGCUGUGCUAGCUUAACUCGGUGGUCGUAUGCUAGCGCAGUAUAGUUUGUAGUCGGGUUAUUAUAAAAUGAUUACGUGCCUGUAGGUGUUAACAUGAUAAUUGUUGAUGCUGCAUAGUAGUCGGUGUUAUAUAGAACCUUUACAUUAAUCCCCCUAUGCAGUCUCCCAAGAAGAUGUUUGUUAUGAACAUGUAAUGGCACCCAAUGGUUUCCCAAUGCUGAAAUGUCAUUACGGGAAUAUUACAUAACCUUAUCGGUCGAACAACCUUUAUGUCUUUAUAUGGCUGCAUAACUUGCACAUCUCUCUAGGGGUUUGCUCUAGGGAUACGGUAAAAACCCGCGUAUAUGAACCUGUUAGGCUAAGAUUUUCCAUUUACACCCCCUUGACAUAAGAACCUGUUUUAGCCUAAAAUUUGAAACAGGUUCUUAUUUGAUAAAAUUCAGUUAACACUUUAAAAUUCAUAAAUCAACUAAAACAAGCUAUUUGUGGUCUAUAUACCUCUAUUAGGUAUAAAGGGCAUAAAAAGAAAUAAGAUAACCUAGAAUAGUGUUUGUAAUUGUCUAGAUUGCAGUGAUUUAGACAUAAUUAUAUGCAUAUUUUGUAUAAACAAUGGACCGCACCAAUAUUCUACCAGCAAC
This is a messenger RNA of Priapulus caudatus, 3328 nucleotides long. Its product is annotated as 1,4-alpha-glucan-branching enzyme-like. NCBI's taxonomy places the organism in Eukaryota, Metazoa, Priapulida, Priapulimorpha, Priapulimorphida, Priapulidae. Gene Ontology annotation, molecular function: 1,4-alpha-glucan branching enzyme activity; hydrolase activity, hydrolyzing O-glycosyl compounds; cation binding. The record is from RefSeq and is a predicted model, not a curated record. Gene Ontology annotation, cellular component: cytoplasm. Gene Ontology annotation, biological process: glycogen biosynthetic process. The coding region runs from base 86 to 2173 and encodes 695 amino acids. The transcript is spliced from 16 exons.